This is a messenger RNA of Anastrepha ludens (Mexican fruit fly), 3956 nucleotides long. It is a transcript of the gene Reps, whose product is annotated as ralBP1-associated Eps domain-containing protein 1. Gene Ontology annotation, cellular component: plasma membrane; cytoplasm. Gene Ontology annotation, biological process: endosomal transport; endocytosis. Gene Ontology annotation, molecular function: calcium ion binding; protein binding. The record is from RefSeq and is a predicted model, not a curated record. The coding region runs from base 390 to 3335 and encodes 981 amino acids. NCBI's taxonomy places the organism in Eukaryota, Metazoa, Arthropoda, Insecta, Diptera, Tephritidae. The transcript is spliced from 10 exons.
AGCAUGGAAUUUGUUUUAUCAGCUGGCAGCACUAUGCGAAAAUGGAAAAUCAUUGCCUUUAAAACUGUAUACUAAUUUGACAAUUCGUCGUGUGAAAACGUUGAUAGUAAAUGCAAGGAUUGUAGAUCUCGAACAAUUUGCUAUAAAAACACAAUUACUUGAACUAAGCUUAUAGUUUUGUCAUCAAAUACUUAAGAAUUUGAUGUAAAAAAAAUUGUCGAGGGUCUUCUGUUAUUUAAUCAAACAUAAUUACCAAGUGCCAAGCAAUACUAAGGCGUAAGAGUGCACACGGGAGUUGUACCUACUUGUGAAAAGGAUUUUGGCAUUGGGUAUUGGGACGUAGCAUUUACGCACCGACAGCAACAAGUAAUUCAGACAACAACUUAUCGAUGGAGGUGUACCUCAACGAAACAGAGUCGCGUUAUUUUAGCGACUUGUUUCUAUGUUGUGACGUGGAAAAAGUUGGUAAAAUACCCAUGCUAAAGGCUAUGGAAUUGUACCGUUCAGCCAACAUCAAAAACGACAUAAUUAAAGAGGUUAUUGCUCUUGCCGGUAUAUCUUCGACGGCAUUGCAUAUUUCACGGGGGCAGUUUUAUUCGUGUCUAAAACUUAUUGCUGCAUAUCAAGCUGGAAUGCAACUACGCCAGGAGAUUAUUGUUUCUUCUAUACCUUUGCCUUUGCCUCGUUUCAGUUGGAAAGAUUCGCCUAGUAGCAUUGAACCGAAUACAGCUGCAAGUGGGUCGAAGACUCACCAGCCUACAAAUGGAUCGAACUCAAUACCACCUCCUCCAGUUGCUGAACGAAAAAAUUCUUUAACUCGUAGGCCAAAUGACUGGCAAGUAGAAGGCUCUGGAGACAAUUCUAGGAAGAAUUCUGCAAUGAUUCAACCACAUUUUCAAAAGGAAAGAGAUUCAGCAAUAAACUCGGACGUGCCUAGUACUGAUUCAGAAGUCGAUCAAAAUGAAUCAAGUUGUGGCGAUGGCGCCAGUCGCAUUGUUAAUAGUGGAUGUAACGGGCGUGAAAUACACCGACAUCGUGGCUCACCAGAAGCAUGGAGUACUAACAGCGAUAGUCCCACACCGACAAAUAGCGUUACGGAACGCCAGUGGGCCAAAGAAACAUUAUGGCAAGGUUUGUUAGGAGAAGAGCAUCGACAGCUUCUCGGCACAGAAGAAGAAUCGUCUGAUCGUCACAGUAGUGAAGAUGAAAAUGAGUCUGAUUUGGAAAGUGUAUAUCAAAUUACGCCCGAACAACGGGAUUAUUACUACAAACAAUUUAAAGCUGUGCAACACGAUAUUAAUGGAUUGCUUUCCGGUCAGAUUGCGAGAGUAUUUUUCGAAAAAUCAAGGAUACCCGUAGAAGAAUUGCGGCACAUUUGGCAGCUAUGCGAUGUAACUCGUGAUGGUGCAUUAAGUUUGGCUGAAUUUACAGCUGCUAUGCACUUGGUAGUGCUGAGACGUAAUAAUAUACCUUUGCCAGGAGCGUUACCAUCCUGUUUGCAUCCCACCGUACUACAACAUAGCUCACAACAUGCAACUGCAAUUACACUUCCACAUGAACCGCCUGAAGCGGAUUUGUUGCAUUUAAAUGAUGACGACGAAGAAGACAAAACAGAUAAUACCAUCGUUAUUUCGAAUACAACAACUGGGACACGAUUUAAUGAUAAAAACGUUAUGAAUAUAAGCACUUUGUCGUCAUCAUCACAAGCGAGUACAAGUUCUAGACAAGGAAAUCAAGCUCCUUUAACACCUCCUUCCUUGCCACCUCAGACAAAGAAUCGCAGUACAUCUAAUUCACCAAUCGUCGAACCCAAUGCUACACCUCCUAAUUUGCCAGUUGAAGGAACUGCUUUAACCAAAAUAAAAGAUCGAAUUUUAUGGGGUCCUGCGGAUUUGCCACCUACACAGUGGACUAAGUUCACGGAAUCUCCUACAUCAAAUGUGUCCAGUCCUGGUCCAAAACCAGUAAACUUCGAUAUGCAACGAACAGCACAAGCAGUGGUGUCGGACCCACAAAUCUUGCAUCCCGUGCCGUUGCGAGUUACCCCAGUUGCAGGCUCGGUUCCUGUGAAUGCUGCUGUAUCUGCUACUGAAACUUUGAACACGGACGGUUGCGAUAUGUCCAAUCAUCAAGAUGCAAGUUCUAAACAAGUAUCACAAAUCCCUACUAGUGGAAUGAUCGUAGGUUCCAACAACAAUAGCAGUGCCACAAACAUGAAUUUACAUAAUCGAGAGCCUAUUCAGAAUAACGAUUUACGUGCAAUACAACGCCCACAAGCAAAAAAGUUACCAACGAAAAAUAUUGGAGCUUUGCCGCCACCGCCGCAAAGAGAGUCCUCUAUAAGUAGUGCAGGGAGUGCUUCAGGUAUCACAAACACAUCAUAUGUAGGUUCGGCAGUUUCUGCUGGUGGAGGAGAUUGCAGCGAAUUGAUUAAUAGCAGUCAACACCAGCAGUUAUUUCAAAAUAAAAAGGAUCCUCCACCUCUACCACCCCCGCGACCACACCGCCACGGCCGGAGUAGCAGUUUGGAUUUAAAUAAAUUUAAAAUUUGCGCACCUGCUAGUCAGCAAUCGGAGAUGACAGCACAAGCAAGUUUUGACCUGCAGGCCUCAACUGGUUUUGCCGAUUUUACUCAUUUUUCUGGCGAUGAUGUGAAAGACACAUCCUCUGAUCAACAACAGUACUCCUUGCCUCCAGUGCAACCAUCGGUGUCAGUACCAGCAGCUUCAACGGCGACCGUCAUGCCCCCAACACGAUUCUCGUUGCAACAGUCGAAUCAGCGAAUAUCGGCGUUUGAAGUAUAUCGGAAACCAAAUACGUUGCACAGUUCCCAAUCACCCAUAGCGAAAGAUUCUGCGUUACAAAAGCAACCAUAUUUUCAGUCACAGCUUAGUUAUCCGACACAACCAACACAACAGCCACCUCCUAUGCCUACACCAUUUGGUGCUCUAGGGGCUGCCGCAAUAGCACAACCGCCACAAUUACCGAAUGCUGAUCUCUACGAAAAACGAGUGAAUGCUAUUAGCGAGACGUUAAGACACGUAUCCUUUAAACAGGAAAACAAUAUGAGUGAUAUAUUACGGCACUUGCGUGAGCAAAAUAACCUCUUGUUACAUUUGUGCAACGAUUUAAGUGAUGAAUUGCUGAGCGUGCAGACACGCAAGGAAGAAUUACGACUGAAAAUGGAAACGUUGACAUUGACCGAGUCAUCAACUCUGAUUAACACACAACAGCUACCGCAAAUUGGCAUACGAACUAGUUCAUCUAUUUCUGCACCAGUUACAGCAAAUGUUACUGGAGGUUCAGGCAGCUCAGGAGUACAUUCGAAUGUGUAAACUAAAAACGAAAGGUAUAAAGUGCACGGGGAGCUUCAUUGUUUUUAACUUUCUAUUAUGAAAUUAUUCUAUCUAUUUUUAUUUAUUUAUUAAUAUACAUCAAUUUGCGAAGAAGAAUACCAGAAGUAGUUUCAAAAAUAUAUUCUCCUAUAUAAGCAAACUUUCAUGUACUUUGUUUGCAGAACUAUUUGAAUAAGUUGGCUUACAAGACGUUACCAGUAUUUUCUCAGAAUAGCAUAUUUAGAAAAUGUAUAUUCUUAAAAGGAUUUGCCAUAAUUUGAAUUAGAAAAACAUUUAAGUUGGUGUUUGAUGACUACAACUAUGUUUCAAAAAGUUUUCGACCAAUCAGAAUGCAUUCCUCAGCGUGAUAUUUUAGCUCAAGUUCAAUAUGCGCAGCUAUUCGUAUAAAACAUAUUCACAAAAUCUAUUUAUUUGAUUGCCGUAUGAGUUGUUGAGUAUAAAUCAUUGAUAUUUGAUUGAACGAAAAAAUACUACCGUUUGUAUUGUUUUGACAUUUUAUUUACCAGUUACACACAUACCACAACUUAAAGCUUUUGACUUUGUAUUGUGAAUUACAUGUGAGCAAAUGAUGUUAAUAAAUUAGAAUAUAAUACACAUUUC